Molecule: messenger RNA, 777 nt
Organism: Triticum turgidum subsp. durum (durum wheat)
Lineage: Eukaryota; Viridiplantae; Streptophyta; Magnoliopsida; Poales; Poaceae
Source: the annotation of a GenBank genome assembly
AUGAAGGCUUUGCGCAUACUGUCGGGGAUUGAGAUUGAUGAGGCAUCAGUGGAUCUUCAUCAUUUGACUGAGCUGAGGAAGCUUGCAAUCUACAAGCUGAAUACCAAGGGGAGCACUGCAAAUUUCAAAGAUUUAAUCUCCUCUAUUGAGUACCUCGGUGGCUAUUCUCUACAGACCCUUGUAAUUGAUGACGAGUCAUCGGAGUUUAUCAAAUCACUAGAUGACCUGUCAUCCCCUCCGAAAUUUCUUAUUGCCCUUGAGUUAUCAGGCAAGAUGGCUAAGCUCCCCAAUUGCUUGCAACACCUCCAUACUCUCAGCAAGUUAACCCUUUCUGUUACAGCUCUCCGGACUGAUAACUUAAAGGAUCUCAGCAACCUAGAGGCAUUGUUUUCUCUCACCUUUUCUUUUAGGGAAAAAGGGCAGGAUCGAGAAACACUGGCCAUUGUCGCAGAAAAUAAGAUGUACUCCAAGGGGAAGGUCACAGUUCCAGCAGAUGGCUUUAAGAGUCUUAAGCUUAUGCGCCUCUUUGUCUCUGGUCUUGUCUUGCCAUUAUUGAGCUUCUCCAAUAAGGCUAUGCCAGAACUGGAAAGGCUUGAGCUACGUUACAACAUGCUGGAGGGCCUUUAUGGGGUAGAAAACCUUGCAAAACUCAAGGAGGUGCAUUUUACAUCAGACGCCAAAGCUAAUGAAGGUACCAUGACUAAGGAUAUAGUAGCAGAGAUAAAUAAUGCACUGAGUAUUAAUGGGAAAACAUCCAAGAUAAUCGUUCACAACUGA